GUUAGGAUCUAGACUAUUCUAGACGACCUCAUAUUUUAUAUACUGCGACCUGUGGCAAAACAGGACAGAUUGAACUAUUGGACGGUAUUCGCAAAUGCGAAAAUCAGAGAAAAAAUGGCAAGUUCAUCGCGAAACGAUACAAACAAGAUCUGUUGUUACGCACAUCCAGAUGCCCAACUUAUAGAAGAUUACAGAGCAGGAGAUCAGAUUUGCGGGGAAUGUGGAUUAGUUGUGGGAGAUAGAGUGAUAGAUGUGGGUUCAGAAUGGAGGACGUUCAGCAAUGAGAAAUCAGGAAUAGAUCCAUCGCGUGUUGGUGGACCAGAGAAUCCACUUCUGAAUGGUGCAGAUUUGUCUACGAUGAUUGGACCAGGAACAGGCGCUGCGUCUUUUGAUGGUUUUGGCACUGCCAAAUAUCAGAAUCGACGUACAAUGAGCAGUUCCGACAGAGCUCUGCUCAAUGCAUUUCGCGAGAUCAACGGAAUGGCAGAUCGCAUUAAUUUGCCAAAAACUAUUGUGGACCGAGCUAAUACGUUGUUCAAGCAAGUACACGAUGGCAAAAACUUGAAGGGUCGCUCGAACGACGCGAUCGCCUCCGCGUGUUUGUAUAUCGCCUGUCGACAGGAAGGUGUGCCGCGUACAUUCAAGGAAAUCUGUGCUGUCAGCAAGAUAAGCAAGAAGGAGAUCGGUCGAUGUUUCAAGUUGAUUCUCAAGGCCCUGGAAACCAGCGUCGAUCUCAUCACCACAGGCGACUUUAUGUCCAGAUUCUGCUCCAAUCUCGGCCUUCCCAACAUGGUGCAGAAGGCCGCUACACACAUUGCCAGAAAAGCUGUGGAGAUUGACAUUGUACCUGGCAGAUCGCCCAUAUCAGUUGCAGCUGCAGCGAUUUACAUGGCGUCACAGGCUUCGGAGGACAAGAGGUCGCAAAAAGAAAUUGGAGAUAUCGCUGGUGUCGCGGACGUCACAAUCCGACAAUCGUACAAAUUAAUGUAUACGAGUGCGCCUAAGCUCUUCCCAGAAGACUUCAAAUUCGCAACACCGAUUGAGCAGUUACCACAGAUGUAAAGCAGUCUCGUUUCUUUCUUUCGAAGUAUAUUUGUUCAUUAUAUUAUACUUUAAAGAAGUAAUUGUUUUUUUAUUAUUAGUAAUCAAACACAGGUACUUUAGUCAUUUUAUUCACAAGGCACAUUCCUAAAUAAGUCAUACAGUUUAAUAUUUUUCUUGUCGAUAAGAACAAGUUAAUUUUUUCUGUUCUAUUUUACUAUAUUCCUCGGAAGUAUAUUGGUGCCUGGAUAGUAUAUAUUAAAUAUUGUUCUGUUCUAUGUGUUCUAUGAUUUAUAAAAAUCAUAAUCUACUAUAGUGCUUAAUUCUUGUGUAUGCUACGAUAUCUUCUAUUAUUUUCUCUUGCAAAUUUUUAUUUAUAAUUUUUAAUUUUUUUAUUAAUUAUUUUAUUAUUUUUUUUUGGCAGCACUAUAAGAAAUUUUUAUCAAAUGGCCUUAUAUUAAACCUUAUAUAUAAAACUUGAAAAAUCUGCAUACAUAUAUUUAAUAUCAUAAUUAAUUAUGUAAUUAAUACUAUGUAUAGUAUAGUGUAGGAAUGAUAAUAGAAGUAAAACAGGUCAGGGUUUUACGUUAAAUCUUUAUAAUCAAUAAUAUUUAAUGACAUCAACCUGCUAUUCUGAUAAAGUUAAACGAAUAAAUUCGGUCCGAUGUUUGACACCAGGCUUAA
Nylanderia fulva is the source of this 1725-nucleotide messenger RNA. RefSeq names its product transcription factor IIB (gene TfIIB). Gene Ontology annotation, cellular component: nucleus; transcription preinitiation complex. The record is from RefSeq and is a predicted model, not a curated record. NCBI's taxonomy places the organism in Eukaryota, Metazoa, Arthropoda, Insecta, Hymenoptera, Formicidae. Gene Ontology annotation, biological process: transcription initiation at RNA polymerase II promoter; transcription preinitiation complex assembly. Gene Ontology annotation, molecular function: TBP-class protein binding; RNA polymerase II general transcription initiation factor activity.